Orycteropus afer afer is the source of this 1377-nucleotide messenger RNA. It is a transcript of the gene TNFAIP1, whose product is annotated as TNF alpha induced protein 1. Gene Ontology annotation, cellular component: Cul3-RING ubiquitin ligase complex. Lineage: Eukaryota; Metazoa; Chordata; Mammalia; Tubulidentata; Orycteropodidae. The record is from RefSeq and is a predicted model, not a curated record. Gene Ontology annotation, molecular function: protein binding; ubiquitin-protein transferase activity. Gene Ontology annotation, biological process: negative regulation of Rho protein signal transduction; protein homooligomerization; protein ubiquitination.
GCUAGGGAUUGCGGGUGGGCAGGCGGCUACAGUCCAGGGGCGGCACGGAGUCGACCCGAAGCCCAGCUGAGAGAAGGGUGAGGCGUCCCCGGGGACGUGCUGAGAGUAUGAGGCUCUGGCCUCCACUGGCCACUCACCCGUGACCCCUUCCACCACAACGGAGCCUUCCAAGCCUACCUCCUGCCGUGUGGUAAUCUACCUACAGCGGGAGAUGUCGGGAGAUACCUGUCUGUGCCCAGCCUCAGGGACCAAACCCAAACUGAGUGGCUUCAAGGGUGGAGGCCUAGGCAACAAGUAUGUCCAGCUCAAUGUUGGUGGCUCCCUGUACUACACCACCGUGCGGGCACUAACCCGGCAUGACACCAUGCUCAAGGCCAUGUUCAGUGGACGAAUGGAAGUGCUAACCGACAAAGAAGGCUGGAUCCUCAUAGACCGAUGUGGAAAGCACUUUGGCACCAUUUUGAAUUACCUCCGAGAUGACACCAUCACCCUCCCUCAAAACCGGCAAGAGAUCAAGGAACUGAUGGCCGAAGCAAAAUAUUACCUCAUUCAGGGACUGGUGACCAUGUGCCAGAGUGCCCUGCAGGACAAGAAGGACUCGUACCAGCCCAUGUGCAACAUCCCCAUCAUCACAUCCCUAAAGGAGGAGGAGAGGCUCAUCGAAUCCUCCACCAAGCCCGUGGUGAAGCUGCUGUACAACAGAAGCAACAACAAGUAUUCCUAUACCAGCAACUCCGACGACCACCUGCUAAAAAACAUCGAGCUGUUUGACAAGCUGUCCCUGCGCUUCAAUGGCCGUGUGCUUUUCAUCAAGGACGUCAUUGGCGAUGAGAUCUGCUGCUGGUCCUUCUACGGCCAGGGCCGUAAGCUGGCCGAGGUGUGCUGCACCUCCAUUGUGUAUGCCACAGAGAAGAAGCAAACCAAGGUGGAAUUCCCAGAGGCUCGAAUCUAUGAGGAAACACUCAAUGUCCUUCUCUAUGAGACCCCCCGAGUCCCUGACAACUCCUUGUUGGAAGCCACAAGCCGCAGCCGCAGCCAGGCUUCCCCCAGUGAAGAUGAGGAGACCUUUGAACUGCGGGACCGAGUCCGCCGCAUCCACGUCAAGCGCUAUAGCACGUAUGAUGACCGGCAGCUUGGCCACCAGUCUGCCCAUCGGGACUGACAAGAUCUUGAGGGAGUCAGGGUGCAGGAGGGCCUGUCUCCCCUCCUAUGGAAUCCCACCCCAGCAGCCACCCCAUGCUGCCACUGGCUGGGUCUCUGCUCCAGCACCCAAAGGCAUGACAGGCCCUCCCUUGGAGGUCAGCGGGCCUGGGCAAAGGAGAGACCACGUUGCUUUGCCCUGCUUCCCUGAGCACUUCAAGAGGACUGAGUCAUGUC